GUUUGGCCACACAGACACUAAGAAUGUUGACCCUGUUUGGCCUGCAGUGCAUCAGUGCCAGCAGUUUCUUUCGCCAUCAGCGCCGCUACACCAUCCCUGUAAUCGUUCAGGCCUGGCAGAAUGAUCAAGCCAAGAAUUUUAGUGACCUACGGGCAAUGGAUGGCGGGCUAGUUCUUGCUGGUGACUGCAGGUCAGAUUCUCCUGGGCACUGCGCAAAGUAUGGGUCAUACUCUCUGAUAGAGGACAGAGUGAACAAGGUGGUGGAUGUUCAGCUUGUUCAGAGCUCAGAGGUCCCCAACAGCUCAUGGUGUGAGCUUGAAGGGCUCAAGCGCAGUGUUGGCCUGCUGAGGGGAAACGACCUGCAUUUGGCAACGCUGAUCACGGACCGACAUCGCCAGGUUGCCAAAUGGGUGAGAGAGGAGCUGAUCCCUGAAGGGACACAGCAUUAUUUUGACGUGUGGCACAUUGCCAAAAGUCUGGGGAAGGCAUUGGAUGCAGCAUCCAAAGAGUGUGACCAACUACAGUUGUGGAGGCCAGCUAUAGUGAAUCACCUCUAUUGGACUGCAGCCUCAACCCCAGAUGGCAACCCAGCGGUCAUGGAGGCCAAAUGGAGAAGUUUAGUGAACCACAUCCAGGACAUCCAUGACCAUGACACCCCUGCCUUCUCCAGUUGUGCCCAUGGCCCUCUAGACGAAGAUCAGCGCAACAAAGAGUGGCUGGACCCAGGCUCAUUGGCAGCAGUCAAGUUGGAGAACAUAAUGAUGAGGGCUGCCUUGCUGAAAGAUGUUCGUCAGCUGUCUCCACAGCACCAGACCUUCUCCCUUGAGGCUUACCACUCCCUCAUCUUGCACUUCGCGCCCAAGCACACUGGGUUUUCAUACCUUGGGAUGUAUAGCAGGCUUCUCUUAGCGGCGCUGCAUUAUAAUCACAAUGCCAAUCGCGAGACAGCACGGAGAAGUGACGGGACGGAGAAGUACUGCGUGCGGUAUCCGCGCUUCAGAAAAGGUGCCCAUGUGGUGCGUCCCAUCAAAGAGGCAGCCUCAUACGGUUAUGCAACAUCAUUAAUGAAGGCCCUUCGGGAGAGCUACGCCAAUUCACCCGCGGUUCUUCGAGAGGUUGGCGCCAAUUUGUCCUCCGAUGCACCCGCCCCCAUCGCCAAAUCCUUCGAACAGAUUCCUAAGGAGGAGGCCAUCAGCCUCUACCUAGCCCGGCAGUCACGCUUCAAGAAAACCUAAUUUCACAUUAUUAUUUUUUUCCACGGACAAGUCCAAUGAUUUAGUUGUUAUUAUUUGCAUGAAAUUUCUUUGUAUAUAAUUCAAAAUAAUUUGGUAAUCAUUUUACCUGUGCCUUGUCAACCUCUGUGUGCGGUGUUGUCUGGGCUCACUGUGUCUGCUUGAUGUGCUUUUGCAUGUAUCACUGCAUGUAUGCAUGCAUGAAAUAGUGUGCGUGUGUGUGUGUGUGUGUGUGUGUGUGUGAGAGAAAGAGAACCAUCAACUGACCCUCGGGUAUGACUACACUAUUGCAGAAUUAAUUAGAAUUAGAAUUAAACAUUGCGGGUCUAGCCCUUCAUCAGUGUUCCUUGUAUGUUUUGUGCCUAACCAUUUUUUUAUAUAGAUUUAAUUCCAACCUGUGUCUUUGUUCAGUAACCAUUACAAGCAAUGCCAAUCAACUUUUUUUUAUCCAAAAUGCAUGUGUUCUGUGUACUUUAUAACAUUUUAAGGGCAAUUGAAUGAUCACAACAGAAUAAGCAUAACUAUUAUUUUUAUUCAUUUUCAUCCAAACAAGGCCAUUGAAAGCCCUGAUAGGUCUGUUCAUCAUUCUGGAAUUGCUGUCUGAUGGUUAAAACCACACAAGAGGGUAGAGGCUUCCUUAUACUCCUCCCUAAAACGCCAUAAGCCCAGCGUAUAGCUUGCCUGUACGCAGUGUACCGGUAUUGCCUAGGGAUAAGUAGGAAAGAUUCUUAAGUUUAAAACUCUGUAAGUAGGUUGGAAACGUCAUUUUAAGCCUGUUUCUUAUGCAUGUUUAUUGUGUAUGCAACACAUCUCCUGUCACCUAUAACUGUUGGUUCAAAUGACUCAGUGUAAAAAGAUUUGUAAAGUAAACAUAAACCAUGAACAUA
This is a messenger RNA of Gadus macrocephalus (Pacific cod), 2119 nucleotides long. RefSeq lists its product as uncharacterized. Lineage: Eukaryota; Metazoa; Chordata; Actinopteri; Gadiformes; Gadidae. The record is from RefSeq and is a predicted model, not a curated record. The transcript has 8 exons. The coding region runs from base 24 to 1235 and encodes 403 amino acids.